AUGGCAAGCGGACCUAUUUGUUGGAAAUCCAUGUUACAAGUGGUUGUUGCAUUAUCUACCAAUGAGGCAGAGUAUAUGACAGUGAUAGAGGCUGCAAAGAAGGCUAUGUGGUUGAAGGGAUUGAAACUAGUUAAGAGCAAGAACAUUAGAAAACGAACAUUUAAUGAAAAUGAAGAUUUAAAAAAUGAGUCCUCGGUCGUUCAUAAUUUGAAAAAACCUGUAAAACCUGACAGUGUGCUGCACUUUUCAACUGGGCCCUCCAAGCAAUCAAUGGCCACAGUAUCAAAUGUGGAGUCGCAGAAUUCAAUAUUUCAGUUUGAAUCAUCCAAAGAGAUUCAGGUUCAGCAUGAUAGCAGAGCAGCAGCAACUCUAGAAACUGAGACUGAGACUGAGUUUUCAAAAGAUGCUCGGGCGAUCCGAGAGAGUGCGCUUAAGCAAGCAGAGGAGGCUUUGAAGGGAAAGAACAAUGGCUCUGGAGGUGAAAAAUUGUAUAAAGGCAUCCAUGGGUAUACUGAUUACAAGGCUGGGUUUCGAAGAGAACAAACAGUCUCUGGUGAGAAAGCUGGUGGGGCACAUGGGCCUCUCAGGGCUUCUGCUCACAUCAGAGUUUCAGCAAGGUUUGAUUAUCAGCCAGACAUAUGUAAGGAUUACAAAGAGACUGGUUACUGUGGGUAUGGAGAUGCAUGCAAAUUUAUGCAUGAUCAAGGGGAUUAUAAGUUUGGGUGGCAAUUGGAGGAGGAGUGGGAGGAAGCAGAGAAGGCGAAGAAGAGAAUUUUAGCUUUAGGAGGGGAUGACAUAAGCGAAGGGGGAGAUGACCAGAGUGAGGAAGAUGAGGAUGACUCAUUGCCCUUUGCAUGUUUUAUUUGCAGACAGCCAUUUGUAGAUCCUGUUGUAACCAAGUGCAAGCACUACUUCUGUGAGCAUUGUGCAUUGAAGCAUCAUUCGAGGAACAAAAAGUGCUUUGUUUGCAACCAGCCUACCCUUGGCAUAUUCAACACAGCUCAUGAGAUUUGCAAAAAGAUGGCUGCAGAGAGAAAAUAA
Messenger RNA from Malania oleifera, 1041 nucleotides. Its product is annotated as zinc finger CCCH domain-containing protein 1. The record is from RefSeq and is a predicted model, not a curated record. Lineage: Eukaryota; Viridiplantae; Streptophyta; Magnoliopsida; Santalales; Ximeniaceae. The transcript has 3 exons. Gene Ontology annotation, cellular component: U2-type spliceosomal complex. Gene Ontology annotation, molecular function: metal ion binding. Bases 1 to 1041 code for a protein of 346 amino acids. Gene Ontology annotation, biological process: snoRNA splicing.